Molecule: messenger RNA, 330 nt
Organism: Drepanopeziza brunnea f. sp. 'multigermtubi' MB_m1
Lineage: Eukaryota; Fungi; Ascomycota; Leotiomycetes; Helotiales; Drepanopezizaceae
Source: RefSeq, a predicted model, not a curated record
AUGAACUUCGCGCUCUUCAACUUUCGCCCCGCGGGCAAAAUCUUCCGCACACCUCUUAAAGCUGCUCUAGCAGCUUCUUCCUCCUUUACGGCCCAAUCAGCAGUUCUUUCUACUCAAGAAGAAGCUAUUAACUUUUAUUUUGUUUUCUCGGAGCUUGCCGCUAUCGCCGAGAUUAAAGACGAAGACCGAUUACCCUUAACGCUAGUGCAAAUCGAUUUAAUCGAUUUAACAAAUUCUCUUCUUUCGGAAACGCUUUUAGGUCAGCAAUCAAAACCUUUAGAUCGUCUUGCAAGAACCCGAAUACGCCGAAGCUCCUUCGCUACCACUUAG